AUGGAAAUUGCAGACAUGUCCCAUCUGUGUGUGGAUCGUGCAAAUGGCGAGUUGGUGCCACAUCCUACGGACUGUCAGGGAUUCUUUGCAUGCGCCGUUGUCCCAAUUCUUCACUAUUGUGAGGAAGGCCUGCACUUCAAUGCCGAUCGCGCUUUAUGCGAUUUGCCAGAGCGGGCUAAUUGCCAACUGGGAGCUCUCACUCCGGCAGCAACAGAUGUAAGCUUGCAGCACAACAAGCCGCAGCCCGUAUUCAUGGCCGUCGACGUAGCCAGUGGCCUGCCUGUGGAUCCUAUGCAAAGGUAUGAUCCGCAUCAUAUCGAAUGCCGUCACUUUGGCGCCUACUUUUUGCCGCAUCCGCGCAAUUGCCAGCUGUAUUUUAUAUGCGCCUAUGGCCAUCUGCAUCGCCAUCAGUGUGGUCGCGGCACACAAUGGAACUACAAGAGUUCCGAGUGCCAGCUGAGCGAAGAGGCAGAGUGCUACUCCCGUGAAUGGUCCAAUAUAAAUGACAAGGGCGAUAACGAUGAAGCACUCGAGAUUGGUGUGUCUCCCACGGUCGCUUCUCUGCCUACGACAACUUCUGUUAAUCCAGUGACCGUUUGUUAUAUUGUGGGUAGCGAUAGCACGACGCUUUCAACAAGCUCGACCCAAUAUAUUACAAGUCCGCUGCCGACCUCCCCAGUAGAAGAUCAUAUUAAGCCAACAUCCCGUCCUGCUGACAGUACGCCGCGUGCAGACGAAAACUCACUGAAAUGUCCAUCGGAAAAACAGAGUUAUCUGCCGCAUCCGGAGGACUGUAGCAAGUACUACAUUUGCAUUAUUGGCAAACCGGUGCUCACAACCUGCCCUAAGGGACUAUUCUGGGACCAAAAGUCGGGCUAUUGCGAUCUAGCUAAAUACGUUAAAUGCUUCCAAGAUGCCUAA
This is a messenger RNA of Scaptodrosophila lebanonensis, 921 nucleotides long. RefSeq lists its product as uncharacterized. The coding region runs from base 1 to 921 and encodes 306 amino acids. Gene Ontology annotation, cellular component: extracellular region. NCBI's taxonomy places the organism in Eukaryota, Metazoa, Arthropoda, Insecta, Diptera, Drosophilidae. The transcript is spliced from 2 exons. Gene Ontology annotation, molecular function: chitin binding. The record is from RefSeq and is a predicted model, not a curated record.